UUUUUACUGUCUUCCUUAUAUCGGAUGAUAUUUUUAAUAUUGCACCAUAUACAAAUGGACAAUGAAUGCUUAAAAAAUUUCGGCGUAAAAAUGGAGGACAAUGAUGAAAUUAAUUCUCUCGACUUAGAGUUUGGAUGUGAUGGGGCUUUCGAUUCUUUCGACAUCUUUAAGGAAGAGGAUGAUUUGAACAUGAUUAAAGAUAUGCUUCCCGAAAUUCAGAACUUUUUCGAGAAUAUCGACGAAAUGGAUUUAUCCACUGAUGCUGUUUCAAAUACUUUGAUAAAUGAUUGUGCCUUAGACCCCAAAAAAAUAGAAACAUCUUCAAUUACACCGCCUAAGAAAUCAGCAGUUUUUGCAUUACCUUCAGAUCCCAUUACAAGCAACGCAUUUCCAAAUAUUAAUGAGAGGAAACGGAUGAACAACUUGCAUGCGUCAGAUCCGUUGAUGGCUGUUCAAUUCAAUCCCGUUAUGGAUUUACCAGGCUCGAUUUCUGAUAUUGCACAUAGUUUGCAAUCGAUGAACCACAUGACUUUGGACCAGCAAUGGAGAAACGAGAAUAGUAAAAACUCAUCGAGUGACAAGCUUGGUGUGUUAGACGAGUCUGAUGUGGUUUUGAAUACAUUAAAGAAAAAUGAAAUCGUUUCUACUGAUGCAGAAUUGCUUAAAUUUAAUACGCUGAAAUCGCUACAAAAAAAUACUCCAGCCGGCGGACCAUUGGCUGUAGAACAUACGGAUGUCACGUUUGAAAAAAACGGAAAUAAAGUCGGAGGGUUUAACCAGCAGAAUAUAUACAUUCAAGAUUCAAAAAGGUUCCAAACGGAUCAGCAAGUUUUAAUCCAAGGAAAUCCGGCAAUGAUGUAUUCUACGGCCCCUUUGCCCUCAACUACGUUUGUUGCUGGAGCUUCAAUAAUAUCUCAAAUACCUGUUGUGUUUGAGCCAACUCUAACUGUUUCGAAUAAUUUGUCCAAAGGAAAUAUUUCAACUGUUGAGAAUAAAGUUCCAAUUAAUAGAAUGCAACCAAAGAAAAAAGAGGUUAAAAGGUCCGCCCAUAAUGCUAUUGAGCGUCGUUAUCGUACUUCAAUAAAUGAUAAAAUCUCAGAGCUUAAGAAUUUGAUUAUAGGCGAAUCUGCAAAACUCAAUAAAUCCGCUGUUUUACGAAAGUCUAUCGAUAAAAUACGUGAGCUCCAACAACAAAAUUCAGAAAUGCGAAUUGAAAUACAAAGACUUCAGAAUGAACUUUUAAAUCAAAGCAGCUGCAAAGUUAAAAGUUUAUUAAACUCAACCUUAGUCGAAAAAACUAAAGGAGUAAAUAGUGAUUGUGAUAUUAAAAAAUACAAAGCUAGAACGGAGUUGUUGCCACAUAACAAGCAAACAAUUAUUACUCCACCAUGUAGUGAUGAGUCCAACGCUUCACAAUCUCCAACACAUUCUGAUAUUUCUUUGCCGUGUUCUCCUUUUGACGGAUCUAUUAAUAACAUUAAUCCAUAUAAAAGGAAAAAUGUGUCAACUGCAAUUCGUGAUAUGUCUCAUUCACGUCUUACCUUAUGCAUCUUUAUGUUGGCUUUCAUCGCAAUAAAUCCGAUCCAGAUAUUUUUAUCCAAAACUACCACAACGUUUGGUUCGUAUAGCAUAGACGGCGGGAUCGAUGGUAUCGCCCAGCGUCGGAUUUUAAAUAUCAAAGAUGAAAGUGUCAGCAAUUUUAAUAUUUGGCAAAGCUACUGUUCUUUUAUAUUCCUAUGGAUAAUUAACUUUUUAAUCGUUUGGACGUGUUUUGUGAAGAUUGUUAAAUAUGUAGAUCCAUUACGAAAUACAAUUACUGCUGACUUCUGGAAACGAAAGGAAUAUGGAGACAAAUUAUUUGACACGGGCAAUGUGGAAGCUGCUUAUUUGGAGUACGUUUCGUGCUUAAAAUAUCUUGGAAUAAUUUUACCAACGUGUAUUUCUGAAUUUCUGCUUAUAACUGCGUGGCAAUUCAUGCGCCUUUUCAUUUAUCAUAUAAAUAUUGGUUACAAAAUUUCACGAAAAUCUGAGCCAGCCAUAAUAAAUCAACGUCAUAAAAAUAAUUUACUUGCAAGAGACUUGGCACUUUUCUUUAAUAGACUAAACCAGUUGCACUUGACGAGCGAAAGAAAUCAGGAGCAAGGACUAACUAUAUCGUUAUAUGCAUUAGAUAUGGCACAAGCAUCCUAUAAUGCUCUUAACUAUGAGGAGGUGGUAACAAUUUACUUAACUUCGGCAUUACGAGUAAAACAAAGCUUCCCUAAAUCAUUGAAGUUUUUUAUCCGAUACUGCAUUAAAAAAGCAAAGCAGGAAUGGUUUAAGCAUGAUCAAGAUGCUAAGCAGCAUAAUUGGAUGUUUACCCCUUCUGGAUUACAGUUUAUAAUUGAACACGAUUUGCAUAUAAGAAAAAGUAUGCUUACAGAUGAUAAUAUUUUUAUAGAAUUAACAAAAUCUGCAGAUCCACUAUCAUAUUUACUGAAGAGUUAUCAAGAGUAUUUGCUCCGUCAUGCUAUUCAAUGUCUGGUGGGUUCAAACAGCAAAAUAAUUGAGCAAAAGAGAGCGAACUUUAAAUCAUAUGAUAUUACCAAUAGAUAUGGAGAUAAUACCAUGGCUAGCAAUGCAAUGUCAUUUAUAACUUUGUUAAGAGACUCUUUUUCUGAGGAGCAUAAUAAUGAAAAAAUUGAGUGGUGGGUUAAUGUGCUUGAAAUUUCCGUUUUCUGGUUACUAGGCGAAGAUCUAAAGGCCAAUGAAUCAUAUCAACGAGCCAAGACGCUUCCAACUGGACUGGAAGCUAAUAAUGAUAGCCUACCAAAAGCAUUGCACUUAGCCAUGCAGGCUAAAUUUUUGUUAUUGUGGUGCGGCGGUAAUUUAGCAAAAGCUGACUCGAAAAAUGUUAAUGAUAUCUGUAAUCGAUCCAGCAACUACCUUCAAGAAUGUCUAACACUUAAUAAAAUUACCAGUGUGAAAGAAAUUAAGCUGUUGUUCCAGUUGUUAACUUGUGAUUGGGUUCUAGAAAAUAAGACUCAGCUUUGGGAGACUAAAUUCAUGACAGCUGAUAAUAUUAUGUCAAAGCAAGUUCCCGACGAUUAUUUAGAGAAGUUUCAAAAAGACCUCAAUUCUAUGCGUUGCGUUAUAGAAGACCUACAAAUCGGACAUCAGCGUAUUUACCUAUACGAAGCCGUAUGCCGUCUUAUGGCUGGAGUUUCACCUGGACCCACUCAGCAACUUUUAGACAGAAGUCUACGUCAUAGGACACUCAGGUCAUCUGUGAUAUGUGGAGGUAAAGACAAAAGCAACAGUUAUGAUGGAUUUGAACGUGAGAGGGCUACAGCCAUUUAUAUUGCAUGUAAGUAUCUACCUACCGCGUUACUUUGUUCGCCUGGAGAACGGGUUGGGAUGCUAUCUGAAGCUGCUAAAACCUUGGAAAAACUUGGAGAUAGGAGAAAAUUAAACGAUUGCUAUAAGUUGAUUAAUCUUUUUGAUAGUAGUAUUGAAGUACUUGACUGAAUUAAAGUAUGCAAGUGUAUUGUUGAUGAAUAAAAUAUAUUCACUUAUAUGUAUAGUAAAAACAGUUAUGUAUGAAGUGUGAGAAACUAUUUUUGUAAAGUGAAGUAAAAGUUUCUGACGCUAAAUGAUUUUGGUAAGCUAUAUUUUAUGAUGCAUAAGUAUAUACUAAAUACAUUGUAUCAUAUAUCAA
Messenger RNA from Anastrepha obliqua, 3697 nucleotides. RefSeq names its product sterol regulatory element-binding protein 2 (gene SREBP). The coding region runs from base 25 to 3507 and encodes 1160 amino acids. Gene Ontology annotation, cellular component: nucleus. Gene Ontology annotation, molecular function: RNA polymerase II cis-regulatory region sequence-specific DNA binding; DNA-binding transcription factor activity, RNA polymerase II-specific; protein dimerization activity. The record is from RefSeq and is a predicted model, not a curated record. Lineage: Eukaryota; Metazoa; Arthropoda; Insecta; Diptera; Tephritidae. Gene Ontology annotation, biological process: regulation of transcription by RNA polymerase II. The transcript has 9 exons.